Molecule: messenger RNA, 980 nt
Organism: Gordionus sp. m RMFG-2023
Lineage: Eukaryota; Metazoa; Nematomorpha; Gordioida; Chordodea; Parachordodidae
Product: RNA transcription, translation and transport factor protein-like
Exons: 7
Coding region: 26-640 (204 amino acids)
Biological process (GO): tRNA splicing, via endonucleolytic cleavage and ligation
Cellular component (GO): tRNA-splicing ligase complex
Molecular function (GO): RNA binding
Source: RefSeq, a predicted model, not a curated record
UUUGCUUAUACCGCAAAAUAAGCUUAUGUUCUUACGAAAACUUAAAUCGUUGGAUUAUCAUAAUCGAAACGAUUUUGAUUGUGCAAAUGAUGUUUUUUUUAAAAAAUUAAUAGUAUGGUUAGAAAUAAACCACUUAAAAUUUAGAAAAUUAGAUAGAAAUUUACAUGAUUUAAACAAUAUUAAUUGGUUUAACGUUUUUCAACAGUAUUUAAAAGAAAUAGCAUGCCCAUAUUUAGAAGAUGAAAGACAUGAGAUUUUAGAUUGGUUACUAGGUGUGGCUAUCAAACUAAAAUUUAAUGAUAAUUUAGAAAAAUAUCAAAAUGUUGGUGCUAAAUUAAAUUUAGGAAAUGAAAAUAUUCAACACAGCAAUUCUUUGGACAAUCUUGAUUUUGACAGUACCGAUUUUAAGGAUGGAGUUGCCCAAUUAUCUAAUAUUUUGAACAUUCCUCAACAUCCAAACCAUUUGAUAACAUUAGAGGCUAUAUGUAAAUUUAUUCUGGAAACAUUUUCUAUAGACAAAACCAAAUUGAUAAAAGUGGGGAAGCCACCAAACAUCAAAGAUAACAAAACACUAUCACUUGAUGAAAUUGAUUUGGGAUUCUCGUGUGAAAACAAAAGCAUGAAAGUGAGUGAGUUAUAGGACGGUGCCGAUAUUUAAUAUCACAUCGGCACCGAUAUUUAGCGUUUUCAAAAACCGAUCCGAUAUUUUUAAUCCGAAGAUUGCUGCCAUGUUUAUGGGCCCGGGCCCAUAAUUGAUCUGGCUAUUGAUACUGAUCUUCUCGUUAUCUCGGUCCCACCGUGGUCAUCGCGUCCAUGCGGACUGUAAGGCCAUGAUGUGACCAAUGUUUCAUAACGGUUCGGGGCUUCGUCGUUGUCCGCUGCCAUAGAUCUGCGCCUGAAGCUUUGGGAGUUAGUAGGUUGGUAAGCGGAUCCAAACGCGAAAGUAAUAAUUCAAAUUUUUAAAGCACAAAAAGCGACGA